GGCGGGCCGCGGCUCCGACUUCCAACAUGGCGCACGCUGGCGGCGGCGGUGGCGGCCCCGCGGGCCGGGGGCUGAGCGGCGCCCGCUGGGGUCGCUCGGGCUCUGCGGGCCACGAGAAGCUGCCGGUGCACGUGGAGGACGCCCUCACCUACCUGGACCAGGUGAAGAUCCGCUUCGGCAGCGACCCUGCCACUUACAAUGGUUUCCUGGAGAUCAUGAAGGAGUUCAAAAGCCAGAGGUUGUCGAACUUCUGGGAGCCUCAGUACCUUCUUCCAAAAAACGAGACGGAAAGCAUCGAUACUCCUGGAGUCAUCCGACGAGUGUCACAGCUCUUCCACGAACACCCUGACCUGAUUGUUGGAUUCAACGCUUUCCUUCCUCUCGGGUACAGAAUAGACAUUCCCAAGAACGGCAAGUUAAACAUACAGUCGCCUCUGUCGAGCCAGGAGAAUUCGCACAACCACAGCGACUGUGCAGAGAACGUCAAGCAGCAGAUGCUAUAUAAGGAGGACAAACCCCAGGUGCCCUUGGAGUCAGAUUCCGUGGAAUUCAACAACGCCAUCAGCUACGUGAACAAGAUUAAGACCCGCUUUCUAGAUCACCCAGAAAUCUACAGGUCAUUCCUGGAGAUACUGCACACUUACCAGAAGGAGCAGCUGAGCACGAAGGGCCGUCCAUUCCGAGGCAUGUCUGAAGAGGAGGUGUUCACCGAGGUGGCCAACCUCUUCCGCGGCCAGGAGGACCUCCUCUCCGAGUUUGGACAGUUCCUGCCCGAAGCCAAGCGGUCCCUGUUCACAGGAAAUGGGCCGUGCGAAAUGAACAGUGUCCAAAAGAGUGAGCACGAGAAGAAUCUGGAACACAGCAAAAAGCGCUCUCGGCCCUCACUCCUCCGUCCCGUGUCUGCACCAGCCAAGAAGAAAAUGAAACUCCGUGGUACCAAAGAUCUGUCCAUCGCCACUGUGGGGAAGUACGGGACUCUGCAGGAGUUCUCCUUCUUUGACAAGGUGCGCAGGGUGCUGAAGAGCCAGGAGGUCUACGAGAACUUCCUCCGCUGCAUCGCGCUCUUCAACCAGGAGCUUGUGUCCGGCUCUGAGCUCCUCCAGCUGGUCAGCCCAUUUCUAGGGAAAUUUCCAGAACUCUUUGCACAGUUCAAGUCCUUCCUGGGGGUGAAAGAGCUGUCCUUCGCCCCACCCAUGAGUGACAGAUCCGGGGAUGGAAUAAGCCGGGAAAUCGACUACGCCUCAUGCAAGCGCAUCGGAUCCAGCUACCGGGCGCUCCCCAAAACCUACCAGCAGCCCAAGUGUAGCGGGAGGACGGCCAUCUGCAAGGAGGUACUGAACGACACCUGGGUGUCCUUCCCCUCCUGGUCAGAGGACUCCACCUUCGUCAGCUCCAAGAAGACGCCCUACGAGGAGCAGCUGCACCGCUGUGAGGACGAGCGUUUCGAGUUAGACGUUGUCCUGGAGACCAACCUGGCCACGAUCCGGGUGUUGGAAAGCGUGCAGAAGAAGCUCUCCCGGAUGGCGCCGGAAGACCAGGAGAAGUUCCGGCUGGACGACUGUCUGGGGGGCACGUCGGAGGUGAUCCAGCGCCGCGCCAUCCACCGCAUUUACGGCGACAAGGCUCCGGAGAUCAUUGAGAGCCUCAAGAAGAACCCUGUCACUGCUGUCCCCGUCGUCCUGAAAAGGCUGAAGGCCAAAGAGGAGGAGUGGCGGGAGGCCCAGCAGGGCUUCAACAAGAUCUGGCGGGAGCAGUAUGAGAAGGCGUACCUCAAGUCCCUGGACCACCAGGCCGUGAACUUCAAGCAGAACGACACCAAGGCCCUUCGCUCCAAGAGCUUGCUCAAUGAGAUUGAGAGCGUCUAUGACGAGCACCAGGAGCAGCACUCGGAGGGCCGCAGCGCCCCCUCCAGCGAGCCGCACCUCAUCUUCGUGUACGAGGACCGGCAGAUCCUGGAGGACGCGGCCGCCCUCAUCAGCUACUACGUGAAGCGGCAGCCGGCCAUCCAGAAGGAGGACCAGGGCACCAUCCACCAGCUGGUGCACCAGUUCGUGCCCAGCCUCUUCUUCUCCCCGCAGCUGGGCCUGGGCGCGUCCGAGGACUCCGCCGAUGAGGGCCGGGGGAGCCCCCAGGGGCAGAGUGCAGACCCUGGUGACCGGAAGAAGCCAGCGCCCGGGCCGCAGAGCAGCGCCCCGGAGGAGAAGGGGGCCUCGGGCGAGGCGCCGGCCACGGAGCAGCCGCCGCCGCAGCACAAGCCCCUGGACGACGUCUACAGCCUCUUCUUCGCCAACAACAACUGGUAUUUCUUCCUGCGCCUCCAUCAGACCCUGUGCUCCAGGCUUCUGAAGAUCUACCGCCAGGCACAGAAGCAGCUCCUGGAGUACCGGACGGAGAAGGAAAGGGAGAAACUGCUCUGCGAGGGCCGCCGGGAGAAGGGCAACGACCCCGCCAUGGAGCUGCGGCUGAAGCAGCCAAGUGAGGUGGAGCUGGAGGAGUACUACCCGGCCUUCCUGGACAUGGUGCGGAGCCUGCUGGAGGGCAGCAUCGACCCCACGCAGUACGAGGACACCCUGCGCGAGAUGUUCACCAUCCACGCCUACGUGGGCUUCACCAUGGACAAGCUGGUGCAGAGCAUCGCCCGGCAGCUGCACCACCUCGUGAGCGACGAUGUCUGUCUGAAGGUGGUGGAGCUCUACCUGAACGAGAAGAAGCGGGGCGCUGCCGGCGGCAACCUGUCCUCCCGCUGUGUCCGCGCCGCCAGGGAGACCAGCUAUCAGUGGAAGGCCGAGCGGUGCAUGGCUGACGAGAACUGCUUUAAGGUGAUGUUCCUCCAGCGGAAAGGGCAGGUGAUCAUGACCAUUGAGCUCCUGGACACCGAGGAAGCCCAGACAGAGGACCCACUAGAGGUGCAGCACCUGGCUCGGUACGUGGAGCAGUACGUGGGGACCGAGGGUGCGUCCAGCUCGCCCACCGAGGGCUUCCUCCUGAAGCCUGUGUUCCUGCAGAGGAACCUCAAGAAGUUCCGCAGGUGGCAGUGUGAGCAGGUGCGCGCGCUGCGGGGCGAGGCCAAGAGCUCCUGGAAGCGGCUGGUCGGGGUGGAGAGCGCCUGCAACGUGGACUGCCGCUUCAAGCUCAGCACCCACAAGAUGAUGUUCAUCGUCAACUCCGAGGACUACAUGUACCGCCGCGGGACGCUCGGCCGGGCCAAGCAGGUGCAGCCCCUGGUCCUGCUGCGCCACCACCAGCACUUCGAGGAGUGGCACAGCCGCUGGCUGGAGGACAACGUGCCGGUGGAGGCAGCCAGCCUGGUGCAGGACUGGCUGAUGGGCGAGGAGGACGAGGACAUGGUGCCCUGCAAGACGCUCUGCGAGACGGCUCAUGUGCACGGGCUGCCGGUAACCCGCUACCGAGUGCAGUACAGCCGCCGCCCGGCCUCGCCCUGACGCUCCCACACGGGCACCACGACUCGCACUUAGUGCAGUUGCUUCCUUGGCCUGCGUGUCCAUCGGGCGUUUUCAUGAACAGUGUGAGGGGAGCAGAGCGUCCCCCAGCCUUGCUGCUAUGGGCUGUGAGCUCCAGAGAAGGGCGGGUUGUGUCGGCUCUCGGCCCCACGCUGCCAUCCCUCUUGGCUUCCCCGCUUCCUUUGGGCCUGUCCUGUGCCAGACGUAAACCACCACCCCCCCCCCCCCCGCACUUGAACUCUAGGGGCUUAGUCCCCGCUGGAAGGGGGAGGAGCAGUGCACCGGUCAAGGCACAAGAGAGUGCAUUCACGUGCCUGCUGGGCUACUCCCGUCACACGUGCCAAAUCCCCAGGCUUGGGCACCGCUGGUUGUUUUCUGCGUUUGGUGAAAGUGGGUGAAGAGCCGCGCGAGGGCUCACAUUCGGGAGGGGUCAGCGUUUGAGGGUCCCUGACAUCGGAGGAGUCGGGCCCAGGUGGACCUGCUUGAAAAGCAUGUCCUUCCCAAGCUUCUAGAAACAUUUCCCAAGCUGGGCGACAACCUGCAUCUGACAGUUCGGGCAUCGGCUUGGCCCGGCGGGUGCCUGGGGUCCUCAGUCACUUUGAAAGUGAGAAGAGCCCUUUCAGCCAAGCUGUUGGGAUCCUGCUUUGACAUCCAGACAUAGAGUGGGCAGGCAGCACCAGAGCUGCCCAGAAGACCCUGCUCUGGAAAAAAAAGAGACUCAAACCCCAUGUUGAUCCGACAGCUGGACUCUGGGCACGUGAGGGGAGGGGGCCUGGCCUGCCGCACCCGCUGAGCUCGAGUGGUCCCACCCUGGGAGGGCCCUGGGGUGCGGUUGUGUACCUAAGAUGGACGUUCUAGAAGUAUAUAUAUGCACACACAUAUUUAUUCCUUUAUGCUCUCUUAGUGGUUGUAAGUUCUACAACGGCCAAGUCCCACGGCCUCUCUGGGGGUGACAGCCCUCUUCGUGGACUUCCGCAUACCCGCCCCAACGCCUCCAUUCCGGUGGCCACCACCCGGGGCGGGUACCGUGUGAGGGGCAAAAGCUUCUUCUGUGCCAAGAAUGCCAAGCAGUUCGGGCUAGGAACCAGCUUUUUGAACUUCCUGCACCGUGAGAAGCUCUGGCCGGGCCCCUGACACCAUCAGCGAGUGGGCUCCGCUGAGCCGUGGGCCUGGAAGAACCCCCGCGCAGCCGCCUCUGCCAGCCGCAGCCCUUGCCUUCCUGCAGCUGAGCUGUGCCAAACCCAAGGUUCCGGGAAUCGGAGAUGUGUUUCUAGAAGUUUACCUGUGGAACUCGAGGUUUGCAAAGCCUGUGACUCCAGGCCUGGGCGAUUCCAAGGCCAACCUGUCCCACCUGGGUGUCUCCUCACCCGGGUUUUCUCACGUGUAAUCCAUGCACUUUGUACGCAUCCUUGUUUUAUAAGAAGGAAACUUACCAGAAUUCCUGAACCAGACCCUCCCGGCAGCCGUCCUCCUCGGGAGCCCGCAGCCCCUCCUGUGCCCUCUGCCUGGGCCCGGGGUGCGGGCCAUACCCCACCAAGCCCCCCACCCUGCAUGCUUCUAGGGAGCAUCUCUUCUGUUUUUGAAGAAUUUCUGUUCUGGGGCUUGUUCUUCCUUUGCAGCUGUUUUGAAUGUAGUUUUCCUUUUCUAUUUAUUUGCACAUUAAAGUUAAAAAUUAAAUAUUAA
Molecule: messenger RNA, 5144 nt
Organism: Balaenoptera acutorostrata (minke whale)
Lineage: Eukaryota; Metazoa; Chordata; Mammalia; Artiodactyla; Balaenopteridae
Gene: SIN3B
Product: SIN3 transcription regulator family member B
Exons: 20
Coding region: 27-3443 (1138 amino acids)
Biological process (GO): negative regulation of transcription by RNA polymerase II
Cellular component (GO): chromatin
Molecular function (GO): transcription corepressor activity
Source: RefSeq, a predicted model, not a curated record